AUGUGGGAGGCCCGCUCCUCCUCCUUUUGGAGGGCCGUCUUUGCCGAGUUCUUUGGCACCAUGUUCUAUGUCUUUUUCGGCCUGGGGGUCUCGCUGCGCUGGGUCAUCGGCCCUCUUAACGUGCUCCAGGUGGCCUUGGCCUUUGGUCUGGCGGCCGCCACCAUAGUGCAAUCUGUAGGCCACGUGAGCGGAGCCCACAUCAACCCUGCGGUCACCUUUGCCUUCCUGCUGGGCUCUCAGCUCUCCCUCUUCCGCGCUGUCUUCUACAUGGUUGCCCAGGUGUUAGGAGGAGUGGCCGGCGCCGCUGUGCUAUACGGAGUCACGCCAGCAGCGCUGCGGGGUAACCUGGCACUCAACACGAUGCAUCCCAGUAUAAAUGUAGGACAAGCUACCAUUGUGGAGAUCUUCCUGACCCUACAGUUUGUCCUCUGCAUCUUUGCCACCUAUGACGAGAGACGGAAUGGGCGCAUGGGAUCUGUGGCACUGGCUGUGGGCUUCUCCCUCACGCUUGGACACCUCUUUGGGAUUUACUACACAGGAGCUGGCAUGAAUCCUGCCCGGUCCUUUGCCCCUGCUGUCAUCACCCGGAACUUCACCAACCACUGGGUGUAUUGGGUUGGACCGAUCAUUGGCGGUGUGAUGGGCGGCUUUUUGUACGACUUCAUCCUCUUCCCCCGGAUGCGUGGCGUUUCAGAGCGCCUAUCUAUCCUCAAAGGUGACCGGCCGGCUGAAACCAGUGCAGCCCCAGAGCCUCCUGGGGAACCUGUUGAGCUGAAGACGCAAGCACUAUAAACAGUGGUCUUAGGGUGACAAUACCAUAGCACACACACACACCCCUCCUCUGGGGAGAGAGGGGGAAGAAACAACUGGCCCAAUAUACAGACUGUUAUUGCUCCUGGCCAGUAGGAAGUGGUGUCUUAGGAGACACAGAUCCAAAGGGACAGUUUGUUAUCCAGUCUCUCUCUAUCUCU
Molecule: messenger RNA, 971 nt
Organism: Elgaria multicarinata webbii
Lineage: Eukaryota; Metazoa; Chordata; Lepidosauria; Squamata; Anguidae
Gene: MIP
Product: major intrinsic protein of lens fiber
Exons: 4
Coding region: 1-792 (263 amino acids)
Biological process (GO): water transport; transmembrane transport
Cellular component (GO): apical plasma membrane; plasma membrane
Molecular function (GO): water channel activity
Source: RefSeq, a predicted model, not a curated record